Molecule: messenger RNA, 897 nt
Organism: Cylas formicarius (sweet potato weevil)
Lineage: Eukaryota; Metazoa; Arthropoda; Insecta; Coleoptera; Brentidae
Gene: Mrm2
Product: rRNA methyltransferase 2, mitochondrial
Exons: 1
Coding region: 134-868 (244 amino acids)
Biological process (GO): RNA methylation
Cellular component (GO): mitochondrion
Molecular function (GO): rRNA (uridine-2'-O-ribose)-methyltransferase activity
Source: RefSeq, a predicted model, not a curated record
UGCGCCCUUAACUAUAAUUUGAAUUGAAUAAUCCUGGGUAAUAAAAAAUCAAACUUUAUUUUUGUGAAUUGAAACAAAGAUCAAUUUAAUUUUUUUUUUAUUCAAUUACUUUUUUUUAUAGUGGAUUAUUAAUAUGGCGCAUUUUCAGAAAAGGGCUUUUAGUUUGAGUUUAUUUUCUAUGAAAAAAGUUGUAAGCAGUGAGCUUAGAAAAUCCAAAGGAGUAAGUUCCAAUCAUUGGUUAUCCCGACAAUUAUCAGAUCCUUACGUGGAGAAGGCAAAAAUGAUGAAUUUCAGAUGCCGCAGCGCAUUUAAGUUAAUAGAAAUGGAUGAUAAAUUAAAACUGUUGAAACCAGGGCAGGUAGUUAUUGACUGUGGAGCAGCUCCAGGAUCUUGGACUCAGGUUGCUGUUAAACGGGUGAAUGCAGACAACUGCGAUAACAAACAACCACAAGGAAAAGUUGUAGCCAUCGAUAAACAGUUAAUCUAUCCCUUAGAGGGAGCUAUUAUUAUUGGCAAUCUGGAUUUCACUAAUCCAGAUUCUCAAAAUCGAAUUUUAGGAGUGUUGAAGGGGGAGAAGGCUGACAUUGUAAUUUCUGAUAUGGCCCCCAGCGCAACAGGUAUCCGCUAUCUGGAUUAUGAAAAUAUUGUAAAAUUGUGUUAUUUAGCUUUAAAAUUUGCUUUACAAAUUUCAAAACCAGGUGCGUCAGUGUUGUUAAAAUUAUGGCAAUGUGCAGACGCCAAAACUCUCCAAGAUGAUAUGUUAAAAUUCUACAAAACUGUAAAAAUUGUUAAGCCAAAAGCUAGCCGAUCCGACUCUGCAGAGAUAUUUAUGUUGGGAAGAGAUUUUCAUGGUCUAGAAAAUAGAUGAUGUUAAUAAACUUUCAUGUCUUGUCUCUA